Molecule: messenger RNA, 1445 nt
Organism: Tupaia belangeri chinensis (Chinese tree shrew)
Lineage: Eukaryota; Metazoa; Chordata; Mammalia; Scandentia; Tupaiidae
Gene: IVD
Product: isovaleryl-CoA dehydrogenase
Biological process (GO): L-leucine catabolic process
Cellular component (GO): mitochondrion
Molecular function (GO): 3-methylbutanoyl-CoA dehydrogenase activity; flavin adenine dinucleotide binding
Source: RefSeq, a predicted model, not a curated record
CUGCCGCUGCCGCGGCUCGCUGGCCUCGUUCCCCAGCGGGCGCACUCGCUGUUACCCGUGGAUGAUGACAUCAACGGGCUAAACGAGGAGCAGAAGCAGCUUCGACAGACCCUGGCUAAGUUCCUUCAGGAGCACCUGGCCCCCAAGGCCCAGGAGAUUGAUCAAGAAAACGAGUUCAAGAACCUGCGAGAGUUUUGGAAGCAGUUGGGAAAACUGGGAAUGCUGGGCAUCACAGCCCCCGGUCAGUAUGGCGGCUCUGACCUGGGCUACCUGGAACACGUGUUGGUGAUGGAGGAGAUAUCCCGAGUGUCCGGAUCGGUGGGGCUCAGUUACGGUGCCCACUCCAACCUCUGCCUCAACCAAAUUGUACGCAAUGGGAAUGAGGCCCAGAAGGAGAAGUAUCUCCCCAAGCUGAUCAGCGGGGAGUACAUUGGAGCCCUGGCCAUGAGUGAGCCCAAUGCUGGCUCUGACGUUGUCUCCAUGAAGCUAAAAGCUGAAAAGAAAGGAGAUCACUACAUCCUGAACGGCAAUAAGUUCUGGAUCACCAACGGCCCCGAUGCCGACGUCAUUGUUGUCUAUGCCAAGACAGAUCUGGCUGCUGUGCCGGCCUCUCGGGGCAUCACGGCCUUCAUUGUGGAGAAGGGCAUGCCUGGCUUCAGCACCUCCAAGAAGCUGGACAAGCUGGGGAUGAGGGGCUCUAAUACCUGUGAGCUAAUCUUCGAAGACUGCAAGGUUCCUGCUGCCAACAUCCUGGGCCAUGAGAGUAAGGGCGUCUACGUGCUCAUGAGUGGGCUGGACCUGGAGCGGCUGGUGCUGUCUGGCGGACCCCUCGGGAUCAUGCAAGCCGUCCUCGACCACACCAUCCCCUACCUGCACGUGAGGGAAGCCUUUGGCCAGAAGAUCGGCCUCUUCCAGUUGAUGCAGGGGAAGAUGGCCAACAUGUAUACCCGCCUCAUGUCGUCUCGGCAGUACGUCUACAACGUCGCCAAGGCCUGCGACGAGGGCCACUGCACUGCCAAGGACUGCGCCGCUGUGAUUCUUUAUGCAGCUGAGUGUGCCACCCAGGUAGCCCUGGACGGGAUCCAGUGUCUCGGUGGCAAUGGCUACAUCAACGACUUCCCCAUGGGCCGCUUUCUUCGGGAUGCCAAGCUGUAUGAGAUCGGGGCCGGGACCAGUGAGGUGAGGCGGCUGGUCAUCGGCAGAGCCUUCAACGCAGACUUCCACUAGCUCCACGUCCUACUCCUCUUGCCAGCACCUCGAGGCCUUUCUUGGAAGUGAAGACCCGGCAACCCUCCUACCCUGCCCGGGGCCGGCCUGCUGCUUAGAUGCGCUUCUUGUGCCAGUAAUCUGGCCUCCACCUGCAGCUGAGUUCUUCACGAUGGCUGCCAAGUUCCGUGGGCCUCACGGCAGGGGCAGCCAGCCCGAAGAGGGCUCCAGGGCUUACA